Cajanus cajan (pigeon pea) is the source of this 1162-nucleotide messenger RNA. RefSeq lists its product as uncharacterized. The record is from RefSeq and is a predicted model, not a curated record. Lineage: Eukaryota; Viridiplantae; Streptophyta; Magnoliopsida; Fabales; Fabaceae.
UACACACACUGCACUUUGGAGGGUGAAAUGGCCCUAAUGAACAGGUGUUUGAUGUGUCAUGACUCAUGAGCACUAUCUUUGUCUUCAUCAUUCAAUACACUUCAAACAUAAAAACCUAUGGUGGUAAUUAACAAUUGCCUUUGUGGCACUGCUUGAUAUUAAAUCCCACACUUUGUGGGAAUCUUUGGCCUUUAAGCAACCUUUGCUCCAAGCAAUUCUAGAACUCUUCAUUCCUUUUCCCAAUUCUUCUCUUCAAAACUUGAUAAAAACUUCAUUUCCUCUCUUGUUGUAUCCUCUAGAAUUGUAUCUUUCUUGAGCACAAAAAAGAAAUGGCACAGAGAAUGGCAGUCACACAUGCAGACCUUGAACCAAGCAGAAGCAAAACAGAUUUGAGUAGCAAAACAGGUGCCUUCCUUAUGGUCCUCACAAUUCUAAUAGGCCUCUUCUGCUUCAUCCUAUGUCUCAUAGCAGAAGCCACACGUUCUGAGGUGACAUGGAUGGACACAGGUGGGAAAGAAAACGGAGGCAAAUCUGAAUGUGUUUAUAGCGGAAGUGGGAAAGUGCCAUUGCUAUGUGCUGCUUUUGCUUUUGUUGGACUUGCAUUUGCCAUGGUCAUGGAACAUACUUACAUGUUGAUAGCAGUGACUAAAUCAUCACCUUCUUUGCUUACAUGGGACCCUGAUUCUCCUUCUGCCAGGUCCCUAACAUGGCAGGCAGGGUUUUUCUUCAUUGCAACUUGGAUUUGUUUUGCAGUUGCGGAGAUUUUGUUGUUGGCAGCACUUAGUGUAGAGUCAGGGCAUCUGAAGAACUGGUCUAAGGCAAGAAACGGUUGCUACAGCAUCAGAGAAGGGGUGUUCUCUGCUGCUGGUGUGUUUGCUUUAACCACAGUUUUCUUGGCUGCUGGUUUAUAUCUAACAGCACUACGAGCACAAAGAAUGUCAGAGGAACUAGCAAAUGUUCGAAGAGAGGUUCUAGAAGCCUCUGCAUUCUAUGCUUCUCCACCAAGGUCACCUCAACCACAAUACAUCUCAACAAUUGCCAGGGAGAACCCCACAACCAGAGAGACCCCGAAUGAGCUUCUGUUAUCUGUGUUUCCAACUCCAUUCGUCAAAAGUCACAACUUUGCAUAAAUCUAGAAAAAAAAAAAAAAAAAAAAAAAAAA